CUACAAGCAAUAACAGAAAAACAAAACUGUCAAACAACCGCGCGCUGGUCUGAAGCCGAACACUUCAAGACGUUCAAGCCACAUAACUACGAAAUCGGUCUUAUUUUUUUAGAAAAACCGGACAUAAACCCUUAUUCAGUUUCCAAGCGCUUCGAAAAGCGUUUUCGGAUGGCAACCGUCAUGGAACCGGACUCAUCCCGAGAGUUAGAAUGUCGCAAAAUCUGCGUAGAACGUUUCAUCUUCGCCAUCCUGUACAGCGUCAUAGCUCAGUACAUCCUACUGACUGUGUUUCUAUUGUUGGUCAACUUUAGUUUGUUUCAUCCAAUCGGUUGGAUAUUGGGAUCGUUCCGGCUGCUCUGCUCGCUUUCCUCUUGGCUGUGGAUUAUGCCAUUAAUUAGUGCUGUCAUUAUUCACGGAAUAUUCCUCGCAAAGUCUUACCUGUCGGGAGUCACGUACUGUCCAACAAGAUUCCAGCAGAUCUAUCGAUCCGUCAUACAAAAAUGGGUUCUGUUAACGGUGAAUAGUGUGAUUGGGCUUCUAACCUCCUGGUUGUACACUCGUUUCCUACGAGAUGAUUACCGAAAUCUUUUUCUAUCAAUAGAGAACGGGAAGCACAUUCUGAAUGAAAAAUAUUUGUUCCUGCUGCUCGGAGGAAUAUUCGCAGGAGUGUACUUCUUCAUCAAGAAUAAAACCGAGCAAGCUAGCUUGAAUUUUCCGGUGAUACAGUUAACACGCUACCAACAAAUUCGUGCCCAGCUUUACUACAUCAUCUAUCGAUCACUUUUCAAAUCGUUCGUCCCAACGUUAAUCUACGCAAGCUUUUUCUAUACAUUCAACUGCGUCUAUUUCCGAUACAAAUUUGUUGCCCUCUUUAAUGGUGUGUCACUGGCAGAAGAAUCAUCGCUGGCAUCGUUUUACGCAAUCCUGUCGGAUUUCCGUCUCCUUAUGUACUGUUGGAUUUUGUCGUCCCAAAUCCUUAGCAACAUGGACCUAAUGCAGGCGCUAUUUCACAUCUUUCUUACGGAGUAUAGAGAGUUUCCACUGGAGAAAUCCUCAUUGGCGACUGAUUGCGAAGUAACCCUGGUAGAAGCGCUGACGAAUAAACAGAUUCUCAUCAUCCAACAGCUGGCAGCAUCAAAUCUGUUCAAUAUUGCUGAGGACUGUGAUCGUACUCGACGAACCAGGCUCUACGCCCUGUCGAUUCCCGGUGGGCACCCGUACAAUUGGCGAACAGUUUCUGGUGAGUGCAUUCGUAUCAUUCGCGAUUUUUCCAUCGAAUUGUCGAAAUCUAUCGAAGGUGUAGUACCUAAGUCCCGACCGGAAGUAAGCAAACUUCGCCCAACUGCGUCGAUAGACGCAGAAAAGAUCAUGAUGAAACAGUACAACGAAAGUUAUGGCAUUCGCAGUUUGUCCACAUCCGUUGGAGCGACUGUUUCCUCACCAAAACCACAGACAAGUGACAUCUGCCAAGCAUUCGACCGGCGACUCGAUGUUGUGCGUAGUCUGCUUGUUAGCAUUCCCGGAAUAUACUACCUCUUUGGGGAACCGAAAACCGCCAAACCAUGUUAUCUGUUGGCAAGCCAGUCGCAGCAAAUCGUAUGGAUCUGUCAGGCUCUAGCAUCACUGGCAGCGCACUCCAUCGCCGAAGAUCAGUUCGGAGUGGUCCAAGAUGAUUUACCGCUGAUAAUCAGAACACUUCUACAACUGAAGCAAGUCGUUGACAAAGUGGGCUCCAUACAGUUGGAUGUGAAAAAAGUUGAUCGGAACUACGUGGCACUGAAGGCAGCUGUCCGAAGAAGCUUGUACCGGAUCACGCACAGCUUCGCAGACUAUCUGGUGGAUAUAGUGCUGGAACCGAGUGAUAUGAAGGCGCUCCAAGGGUUCGUCAACUACCGGGAGGUGUAGGAUUAUUAAUUAAUUUUUUCAAGUUAUAUUUAAAGCUCUGUUUUCGUCGACCGGCAAACAUUCAUUGACAUUUUAAUUAUAGUUUGGUCUUUCUUAAA
Molecule: messenger RNA, 2003 nt
Organism: Topomyia yanbarensis
Lineage: Eukaryota; Metazoa; Arthropoda; Insecta; Diptera; Culicidae
Product: nucleoporin Ndc1-like
Exons: 3
Coding region: 169-1905 (578 amino acids)
Biological process (GO): nuclear pore organization
Cellular component (GO): nuclear pore transmembrane ring
Molecular function (GO): protein-macromolecule adaptor activity
Source: RefSeq, a predicted model, not a curated record